This is a messenger RNA of Camarhynchus parvulus, 4406 nucleotides long. RefSeq names its product solute carrier family 36 member 4 (gene SLC36A4). Gene Ontology annotation, biological process: amino acid transmembrane transport; L-alanine transport. Lineage: Eukaryota; Metazoa; Chordata; Aves; Passeriformes; Thraupidae. Gene Ontology annotation, molecular function: L-alanine transmembrane transporter activity; L-proline transmembrane transporter activity. The record is from RefSeq and is a predicted model, not a curated record. Gene Ontology annotation, cellular component: vacuolar membrane.
AUGGGUCGCUCCCGCCGCGCGCGCGCCGCGCCGGCCGGCUCCACAUCGGCGGAAGGGCGAGCGGAGCCCGGUGGGGCGAUGGCCGGCGCGGGCAGGGAGGAGCUGGGCAUGGAAGUAAUGAAGCCUUUAAUUGAUGAAGAAGACUCAGAUGGUAUCUCAGAUGAAGAGCAUGAAAAUGCUUUCCUGCCAGUUAAGACGCACUACCAGGUUGAUAAUGAAGACGGCAUUACGUUUAUACAAACACUGACUCACCUCCUCAAGGGAAACAUUGGAACUGGACUUCUUGGUCUUCCGCUUGCAAUAAAAAAUGCUGGCAUUGUGGUUGGACCAAUCAGCCUUGUGUUCAUAGGAGUUAUAUCUGUUCACUGUAUGCGCAUCUUGGUACGUUGCAGCCACUCUCUAUGUCAGAGGAUGAAGAAGUCCUCCCUGGGAUAUAGUGAUACAGUCAGCUGUGCCAUGGAAGUGGGGCCCCUGACUGCUCUUCAGAAACGAGCUUCUUGGGGCCGGUAUAUUGUGGACUUUUUCCUAGUGAUAACACAGCUGGGAUUUUGUGGUGUUUAUGUUGUGUUCUUGGCAGAAAAUGUGAAACAAGUCCACGAAGGAUUCUUGGAAAGUAAGAUUGCUCCCAUGAAUGUUAGUGCCACUGGCAGCUCCUCUGAGAAAAGGAAUACUGAUUUACGAAUAUACAUGCUGUGCUUCCUGCCAUUCCUGGUCCUCCUGGUCUUCAUUCGUGACCUUAAGAGCCUGUCCUUGCUUUCAUUGCUUGCCAAUCUGUCCAUGGCUGUCAGCCUGGUGAUUAUUUACCAGUAUAUUGUUAGAGAUCUAGGUGAUCCUCGAAAACUGCCACCUGUGGUUGGCUGGAGAAAAUACCCACUGUUUUUUGGGACUGCAGUAUUUGCUUUUGAAGGAAUUGGUGUGGUGCUGCCGUUGGAAAACAGAAUGAAGGACAGCACACGUUUCCCCCAGGCACUGAACAUUGGGAUGGCAAUAGUCAUGGCACUGUACAUCUCACUGGCCACCCUGGGGUAUAUGCGCUUUGGGGAUGAAGUCAAAGGCAGCAUAACUUUAAACCUGCCACAGGAUAAGUGGUUGUAUCAGUCUGUAAAAAUUCUGUACUCCUUUGGAAUUUUUGUGACAUACUCGAUUCAGUUCUACGUGCCUGCAGAGAUUCUGACUCCAGUUGUCACCUCCAGAGUGAGGCAGAAGUGGAAGUUACUCAGUGAGCUUGUGGUGAGAGCACUAUUAGUCUGCUCAACCUGUGCUGUAGCAGUUCUGAUCCCUCGCCUAGACCUGGUGAUUUCUUUCGUUGGAGCCGUCAGCAGCAGCACUCUGGGACUGAUUCUGCCACCUCUGGUUGAAAUCCUCACUUUCUACAAGGAAAACCUAGGUUUAUUGACAAUAUUUAAAGAUGUUUUUAUAGCUGUGGUUGGAUUUGUUGGAUUUUUAACAGGGACAUACGUGACGGUUGAAGAAAUCAUUUAUCCAGCAUCCACAGUUCUUGCUAAUGCAACAGGGAGCUUUCCUGCAGAUGUUAAUGCUACAGACUUGGUGGUUGGGUUAAAGUAAUUAACCAGGCACUGUGAACUAUUUCGUUCCUUAACAAGAAAUUCUUGACUCAGGACCUGCUUUCAACUACUGGUACUGUGUAAAGAGGUACAGUUUGUAAAAUGUAGGAUAUACAUGUGAAAAUACAUUAUUUUUUUAGAAAGUAAUUAUAUAUCUCUUCUGGACUUUGAAUGAAAAGAUUUUGUUUUACAAGAUUUUGUUUUGUUUAUCAAAGCAAUAUUACUUCCAUGCAAAAACAUUUAAUAUCACACAUGAUAAGCAGUUUAUUUUUGUACAUUUUGGUAACUGUUACCCUGACCCAUUUUUUACAUAAUUUCUUUAUCCUUGAUUUCAACUAUACAAAAGUAUGAAAUGCUGUAUUUUUUAUUGCCUGUGGCUUGAAGUCUGUAGACUACAUAUCUAUAUUUCUAUUGGAACAUAUAAUAAUUAUUUUUGCAUUUUUAUGUUUUGCCUUAAGUAGUAUCUAACAUGCUCUUUACGUAUUUUUGCUUCUUUUGUCUUUUUUGGAAAAAAAAUAGUAAGUUCAUAAGUUGGUAUCUGGGUAGAAAUUAGUUUUGUUUAGUAAGCCUGCUGGCUGAGUUCCUAUGAACAAUCCUGAUUUUCAGGGUCUCACACUUCAUAGAUGACUUUCACUCCAAAUGUUGAAGCACUAUUUUUGGUCUUGUUUUCUAAAAACCCUAUGGUUUGUGCAAUAACAUAACUAUUUAUCAUACUCAUUCCCAUUAUGAAGAAACAAAUUUUUCUACAGAAUAUUUUUAAUCAUAACAUUCCCCCAAGAAAUAUGUUAUGCCAAAACCUCUCCACUGUAGUCAUACAAAUUAAGAUAGAAAUAUAUGUAAUAUUUUGCUUGCCUUCAGUAUAUUCCUCAGAAAUUUACCAUUUGGUAAUCUACCAUUUGGCAUUACAGUGCUAGAGUAAUGUACUACUAAAUAUAUCUAUAUUUGUAUUUUCUCUUAAGAAUAUUUCUACUGUCAUCUACCAGCUGGUGACUGUAAUGUGCACUUUUUAUCUCCAUGUGGAUGAGGGCAUUUCUGAUAGGGAUUUGUUACAGCAUGUAGUUUAAACUGCAUGUAUUUGUUCAAGCAAUAGUUCUGAGUAAUCCUCUAAUUUUGAUUUUAGCAUGGACAAAAUUAGAUACUUGGCAGGCACUUGGAAGGGAUAAGUCUGCCUGUGUAAUGCCACAGACUAACCUUUCUUAUGGAAGUGCCACAGUGGAGCAAAAGCAGGUAGUUUAGCAGAGAAGAAAAAAGUAACUUCAGCUUUUCCUCUUGAAGGAUUUUUAGUCUUUAAGCUGUUUUAAAAGACAUUAAAUCUCAGUGUUUCCAUCUGUUUCAUAGUGAAUAUGUUACUUACCUAACCCAUACACCUAUAGAAUAUAUUUCUGUGCAGCAUAUUUUGACGUGAAAUACUUCUGCAAGAAACAUCUUUAGUAGGACUGAGAGGAUUUAAAUGCAAAUUAUUUUUCCUCUUGGUUUUUCAUCUUUCUACUUGUGUAUUGGGAGAAUAAAGGGCUUUGAAGUCCAUUCAUAUCUGUACUGCUUCAGUUGUGUCCUGGUGAGCAGCUCUGAGAAGGUGCUUCUACCAGGGUGCAGAAGGACUGGUCCAGUUCAGAGUUUGGUGAUUUUGUGAGGUGCAAGUGAAUACUGCCACGCUUCUAUCAAUGAAUAUUUGCUGAGCUGGAUACUUAGAGCCUACAGAGGUGGCCCUGGUACCCAGUGAAUGUAACAUAUCCUUGUGAAAGUCAGAUAACUUGUUCAGAAGCUUGAUAGGUUUGAGGGUUCUGAUCUUAGCCAUCAAACCUUGGAAAGGCUGGCCCAAAGACAAAGCCAUGCACAUCUUCCUGCUCUGACUGCAGUGCAGCCUGUCAAGGCACAGGUUUCCAGAGCAGUGAAUGGCCACUGACUGACCAGGUAUGAAGUAGUGCUUUUAUGCAGUUGGCCAGUGUAGCCAAGUCUAACAAUGUUACAUCUUUUGAAUCUUUAAAAUGUUUAUUAAUGUAUUUUGCACAAUGUCAAUUUUCUCCUACAGUGUAGGAUUUUUAUAAUUUUAACACUCAUACGUUUGCAUGGCCUGCUCUUUCAGACAGAAGGAGUCAGGAAUCAGAAUGUCCUGCUUUGGAUAAGAUUAAAAUGUCAUGUGGUAAAAAACUAAGUCUGACUAAUGAGAGCAUCCUGUAAAGCAUUGCCAAAGAUUUAAGAGAGAGGAAAUUCUGACAGAAACCUCUUCUGAAUAAGAGUGUUCAUUCAGCUUUUAAAGUGCUGUAAUAUUAGUUGCAAGUUAAGAGGCGGGAAAUGAAACUGAGAGAUUUCAUAGGUAUGGUUUACAUUAAGGUAUAUAUUUAAGAUGGAAAUGUACUUUAGCACAAGCUAAAUUAAACUGCAAAAUGUGUGAUUAGCUUAUGUUCCUGACAAGGAGCAGAAAGCCUUUGUAUCUAUAUAUUGUAUAUGAACUUAUAUUUUACAAUAUAAUAUUGUUAACAGUUUUAAUGUAAUUUAAUCAUUAGCUGCACUACAGGUAACUGGAUAAUUUUCUUGUCUGUAACUGUUCAUCCUCAAGUAUUGGGCAAAUAAGAGGAUGGGUUUGCCUGAUGUUCUGUAAAACUUUAAUCUUCUGUAUCAAUAAAACAACAAAUUACCCUGCAAAACUCAGUGUUAUCCUGCCUGUCUCCACUACUGCAUCACUAGAAGAAAUAGCUGUCCUACUGCAGAAUUUACCUUUGAAGUUGUCCAAGGAAUGGUGACUGACAUGAGACUCACAUGCAAGCUCUAGAACUGAUUUUUCAUUGGCAACAAAUCUCAUUUUAUAGUCACAUAGGCAGUCAUGAAAAAUCCCACCCUCAC